UACCUUUCAAAAUAGUCAUUUGAGCCCUUAAAAGGAAGUUUAUAUCGGGGAGUACAAAACAUCUCUGGAAUCUGCAAAUGAUAUCUUUACUGGGGGAGCCAGAGUCCUUUCGUUUUCAAGAUCAAUUGAUUGAAAAGAUGGCAGCUGAAUCUGCUCUCGAUCCUUUUCAGAUACUUUUAAAUAACCUUAACCACGAGCUAAACGAAAGAAAUCUGGAGAGUCUGAUACAUGUUUGUGGAAGACAUAUUCCAGGCAGCCAGCGAGAACGAAUUUCUAGUGGAUGGGAUGUGUUUAACAUUCUGCGCCAUCAAAACGUCAUCGGCAGCGAGCGGGAAAAGAUUCAUAACUUGCUCGAGAUCAUCAAGGAAUUAAAGCCUAAAAGGAGAGAUUUGGUCUCUUUAGUCAAGAAGCAUAUUCGAGAUUGUUAUGAAAAUCCAGAAACGAUACUGGAAGACCUCCAGUCCAGCUGGGAAUCUAGGGGAACACGACUUCCUGCCACAAGCUCACGAUCCUCGUCUCCGAUUCGCGACGACGAUUGUUGUCUUAUCCGUUGUUGCGGGUGCUUUUGUAAAUGUGAUUAUGGCAAUUCAUGCUGUAAUGCAUGUUGCAAUGCAUGUUGUAAUGCAUGUUGCAUGUGGUUCGGUGCCAUUUUGGGUGGUCUUUUCUUUCUCUUGGCCAUUGUGGCUGUUUUGGCAUGGUAUUCCAGCAUCCCAAGACUUACGAAAUUGUUGAAGUCAGACGACGAGAUACAGCAUGCAGGUCCUCUUGCGGUUGGCGGUUUAGCAUUCCUCGCGGCAAGCAGCAUUGUAUGUGCGGUUUGCGUGAAGUUCCGUUUACGAAGAAACGCCGGACAGUACGAUAUAAUUCCAGACCUACCAACAACAUUCGAUAUUCAAACAAGCUCUGCCACAUCAGAAUCCAGACGCACAAGUAGGUCCGGCGACUCAUACCGAUCGGCAGCGCCGAGGCGGAUUUACCGAGGAAGGUCCUGUAGUUCUGGGCAGUACACAGCUUCCGGUUCACUCGCUUCUAAAUGUUCAAGAGUCUCUUCCCGUACUCCACGGCUCAUUGAGGAAACAGAUGCUGUUCCAGAUGGCUUCCAACCGGACUCGUUUUGGACUCCGCGCAUGGAUGUAGAAGAAGAUGACGAAAUUGAAGAGGUGUGACUUAAUGCUUGCGAGUCUUUGCUUACCUAUGCUGCGCGAAGAGACAAGAGAUUCAAAGAUACAUUUUAUUAUUUGAACGCUAGCUUGACAGUUAUCAUUUGCUAGAAUAUUACAAGUGUAAUGAUCCAUGGAAGGGAUUAUAGUUGAUUAAGUGUAAUUUUAUAUGGGGUGAAUAGAGCGGAAAUUCUUAGGAUCCAGUAUUAAUAAUUCUCUGAGAAAACGCCAUAUUCAAACAAAAAUAGAUUAAAUGUAACAGUCAAAAAUCUUUCCUCGACCUUAAAGAUAGAUUUCAUUUAAAUAACCUAACCUUUGUGAGAUCUCAUGUGUUUGCUAUUCAGCUUUAUGUACAAACUAUUUCUUUUCUGUGAUUUGAUAAAUUAAGUGUUAACCCUCUAACUACUAUGAGUGACCAAGACUGAAUUUCUCCUUACAAUAUCAAUACAAUAUCAAGCAGACAAGU
This is a messenger RNA of Pocillopora damicornis (cauliflower coral), 1626 nucleotides long. RefSeq lists its product as uncharacterized. Gene Ontology annotation, biological process: regulation of apoptotic process. NCBI's taxonomy places the organism in Eukaryota, Metazoa, Cnidaria, Anthozoa, Scleractinia, Pocilloporidae. The record is from RefSeq and is a predicted model, not a curated record. Gene Ontology annotation, molecular function: protein binding.